AGGUUUUAACUACACAGACAUCGCGAAAGUUAAACGACUUCAAAUUUAACGUUUAUUAGUUUAGUUUAAUACUAUCUUUGCUGAAUUUGACCAAAGUGUGGAUUCAUUCAUUCAUCAAGUCGGCUUUGUGUAGCCAGUCUCACUGAUCAGUAACGUGUGAAUUCAUUCACCAUGAAGAUUUUGGGUAGCCAAUCUCAUUGAUCACCAAAUUGUGGAUUCACUCAGCAAGAAGGUUUUGUGUAGUCAACCUCACUUAUCAGAAAAGUGAGAAUUCAUUCACCAAGAAGGCUCUGAUCUGUGACACUUGAACCAAAACCACAUGUACAAGAUCUAGCGCCAUGUCCAAGACAAUGCCUUCUGAGCGUAAGACGAUGUUUUCUGAACGAGAUCUAAUUCCAAAGGGAAAUGAAGGUCUUGUUGAGCAAAUCGAACUUAAGGGCAUCACAGAACUUCACUCAGGAACUAACUACUCUAUGGGCUUUGCUCUUGGAACUGACACAGGGGAAGGAAUCGAGAGUGCUCAACAGAGUGGCGUACAUACACUUAUAUUAGGCUCAUUCACAGGAAACAAUGAACUUAUAUUGGCUUUAUUGAACACAGGAAUCGAUGUCAACUGCACAGAUGAAUAUGGUUGGACAGCUCUGAUGUUUGCUUCGGGCAGAGGUCAUAUUCAUGUUGUUGAAGUGCUACUUGCUAACGGAGCUGAUGCUAAUCGCAGGGAACGGGAAGGCUGGACAUCCUUGAUGCUCGCUGCACAGAAUGGACACCGAGAAAUCGCCCACCUGCUUUUGAAGCACGGCGCGCUUGUUGACAACACAUGUGUAAGGGGAAAUACAGCGCUUAUGGUUGCUGCACAGCACGGAUAUACGGAGAUUACAGAAAUAUUGCUGCAAAAUAAAUCUGAUGUGAGCCAUAGCAAUUAUGAACAAAUCACACCUAUCGCAUUGGCUUCCCAACGUGGGCAUUUGGAUACGGUAAAAAUCUUAAUUCAUUAUGCCGCUGAACAAGGUUGUUUUGAUCUUAAAUUUCUGGACUUUCCCUUAACAUUGGCUAUACAGAAUGGACAUGAAAACAUUGUAGAAUUGUUGCUGCAUCAUGCCGCUAACACCAACGAAUCACAUUAUAUGUCCCGUUGUGACGCAUCUGAGGAGAAAUCGGGGGCUACUAUAGCGGAUAAAUUGAAUGUGUGGGCAGCAUCUAACCUUACAAGGUCAUCUAUUAGAAUAUAUGAAGAAAAUAUUAAUCUUUAUCGAAAUGUUUACUUAUCACCGUCAAUUCAAAUAAAUUUUAAUAAAUUAACAUUUCAAAGAUGGAACUGUUCUCUGAUGAGUAAUGGUGUAAGAGACUGGUUCUAUCUGACAAAAAAUAUCCUCAUUGGUGAACUUUUGUGUAAAUCCGAAAUAACACGUUUGGACCCUAAAAACUGGGGCCCCCUUAUUUUAGCAUGUAGCAAUGGGAAUGUAAAAAUUAUGGAAAUUUUACUCACUUACGGUGCUGACAUUGAUGAAGCGGACACAAGGCAAUGGACACCGCUUUUAAUUGCAGCUAGUUCUGGGCACGUGGAAUCUAUGGAAUUCCUGCUGAGUCGUGGCGCCAACGUGAAUCACAGAGCUCAAUACGGCGUCAAUGCAGUAGCAAUAGUUUCAUUUCAUGGUCAUGUCAGGCUACUGGAGGUUUUAUUGCAGUACAAGGCUGAUGUCAAUCUUUAUUUGGAUGACAAAGUCACGGCCUUAAUGCUCGCAACACAACACAACCAUUGCGAUAUCGUUGAGAUACUUCUAAAAAACGGGGCUGAUGUCAAUGCUCAGCAAAGGGAGGAAUGGUCGUCGCUAAUGAUCGGGUCUUUAAUAGGCAGCACUAAAAUUGUAAAGUUAUUAAUAGACUAUAACGCAGACGUCAAUCAAAGAGAGAACGACGGAUGGUCAGCCCUUAUGAUAGCUUCCAAACAGGGACAUUGCGACGUGGUAGAUGUUUUGCUUGAACAUAAAGCCAACGUUGAUCAGGAAGAAUGCAACAAAUGGACGUCACUGUCGAUAGCGUCUUGCGCAAAUUUCCCCGAUGUAGUUGAGCUUUUGCUAAAGCAUGGAGCCCACAUUGACCACACGAAUGCUAACGACGAGACACCUCUGAUGAUGGCUUCCAAACAAGGCCAUCUGGACGUUGUUCGCUGUUUACUCGAACGAGGAGCCGCUGUCAACACCCGCAACAAAGACGGAGAUACAGCUGUGAUGUUAGCCACUAAAUAUAACCACGAGAAUAUUGUAGAGCUGCUAUGCCGGGAACACGCAGAUUUGAAAGGGUGAGUUUCUCAUACUACUGAUGUCAUUGACCUACCUUCGAUAAAGUUAGAUAAGAUAAGAUUUUUUUAUUGAUCGAAACAAAUGGAAAUGUUUUCUGAUUACUUUAUACAGAUACAUUUUCAGCAUAUAAAUAAAUACCUAUUUCGAUAAAGUCACAUUUCACAUUUUCUAACUAAAAACAAUUUCAACAUCUUAAUUAAAUUGAUUCUCUAGUGUAAGAAAAAGCCAAUCAAUUAACUCUCUUUGUCAUAACAGGGACUUAAUUAGUGAUCAUUUAUAUUUUGAGACCUCUGUAACGCUAGUAAAUUCGAACAGAUUAGGAAGGAAACGAAUUUGAUUAAUUUUACAAUACAAUUUUCCUUCAAAAAGUUUAGUUUGUGAGAUGUAUCUACAUCUCUUGUUUAGUCUGUGUAUUCGGUGUUUGACAUCAGACGACAAAUUUCCACACCAGCAGGUAAUGUUGAAAUUAAGUAGGCUUCCAAUUGCUGAACUUGAGAAAAAGUUAAUAAUUUGUUUACGCCGAAAUUUUGCAAUUUUUUUUUAAGGUGGAAAAGUCUUUGUUUGAGUUUUUCAUACGGCGUUUGGCCGUGGUCUGAACAUAUUAAAGUGUGGCAGUUUGUUGGUCGUUGUCAUAUGUCCUUGUUAUUUUUUAUCUUCUUCCCCUGGCAUCCGCCUGUCACAAUGGGACGAUGGUGGGGAUUUCACAGGACGAAAUCCACAAGGCCUGAAAUUAUUAUUCUAGGAUUAUAAGCUGGUUACCAACCGCAAAUCGCCUCUCUCCACGCCACUGGUUAGCCCAAGGGAACAUCAUGUGGGUGAUACGUCUUGGCACAGGUGGCGUCGCAGGAGUUGUGGGAAUGUUUCAUUGUACCAAUGUUAUCUGCCUAGUGGAAUCCAUCUCCGGGUUUCAAUUCAGAAUUUCCUUAACUUAGAUGAUUUUCCAAAACAUGGUUAGUGAGUUCCAUCCACCAGGGGCGCUGGUGAUGAUUUUGCUUAACCGGCAUUUAGGCUGGAAUUGAGCUCAAAUUUCGCUCAGUUGAGACUUGAGACUACUCGGCCAACCGGCAUCAAAUUUUUAUUAACUUGGUAAGUUAUCAGGUUUUUUAAAAAGGCGAAAAUUAUGAUGAUGGUAAUUAAACCCUUUAUAAUUUGCGGUAAGAUAAUAUUUUACGAUAAAGUGUGGUAGUUUGUUGGUCGUUGUCAUAUGUCAUAGUUUACAAAAUUAAACUAAAUUAUUUAAGCAUAGUUAGAAAUAUUCCAAUAAUGCCUUUAGUAAAGUUAAUUUUAAAACAUAAUCACUACAAUACAUCCAUUAAUACAUUGUUAUUUUAAGGCUAUCAUGUUAUAGAUACUGUUGUUUUGUUUUUUGUUUCCAGCCCUACCAGUAAUGAAAAAGAGGACCCCAAAAAUCUCAGGUAAAAAAAAAAGAGGACAUUUUUUUAAAAUUAAACGAAAUGGCUAUUCGCACCCGGGUACAAAAAGUGAGAGGUUGGGAUUAAAAAACUAUUUGAAUGCACGAUAUGUUUGUAAACUUAAUUCUUCAGUUUAACUAAAAUAAACUACCCCAAAUGACAUCCGAAAGCAUUGAGUCUAAACGGACUCUGGUCCGAAUGGCGGCGCUGAGAGUCUGGGUCGUCCAUUUUGAGUAAAUGCUACCCGGAUGUCAUUUGUGGUAGUUUAUUACAGUUAAACUGUGAUUUUUCAACACAUCUUAGAGCUUUGACACCAACUAUUCUUUUAGAUAUCUUCACUUCCUAGCCAAAAAAAAAAAAUAUUAGAAUGUUUUUAUAAAUUCUGUUGCUCACAUGCCAUUUUAUAGGUAAAAAUAUUGAGCAUUUAAAAAAUAGUAUCUCAGAAUUCUAUAUUAUCAUUCCAUAGGAAUGAGUUUAAAAGAUUACUUCAGGUCAUGGGCGCCCGCAGAAAACUUUCUGGGGGGGAGGUGCAAAAAAUCGAUUAACUUUCCAGGGGGGAGGCUGAAAAAUUUUUUUAAUGUUUUAAUAUAGUUUUAAUUUACUGCAGUGUAUUUGUAUGGUGAACGAACGGACAGGACAUCAGCUUAGUUACUUUCUCUUUAUUUUCUCUUUACGUUAAUAAAUUUUUUGUCUAUUUUUGUCUAAACAUUUUUUAUCCAAUCAAUCCAGGGGGGGGGGGUAAAUGCCACCCCUGCCCCUACCUGCGGGCGCCCAUGCUUCAGGUAACAAAAUCUUAUAUUGUAAAAGCCACCUUUUUACUGACUUAUUAGUAAUAUAAUUAAAUAUAAGUUUAAAAAAAAAAAAACAACUUAUGAUUUAUGUCUCACAACCCCACACAGAGCCUCAAUGCCUUCAAGAAAGAGAACUCACCAAACACACUACAUCGAAGCCAAUGAUAAAAUGUUUGUGUAAGUAUUCCACUAAACAAAAUGUGCAGACUUAUUGGGAGAUGGGGCUGAUCAGGUGCAGAUUUUUUGUUGUUGUCUUUCUAGUCUUUGUACCAGUCCCGGGUAUACUAAGUCUGAGUCCAGGCCGGGUAUCAAUUCAGGAAUUAUUUAUAGAACACGAAAAGUAUGUUCCAGUUUUAUCAUAACAAUGUACACAAAUUAAAUAAGUUUAAAACGUGCCGUUUGAUUGGCGAAGUCCGGUUAAUUUCCGGGUGUGUAAUAUUCAGCAUUUCCGGAUGACCAAGUCAUCAACCAGCCCAAGUAGGUAACGAAGGGUGGACUAAACUUCAUUGAUACCAGAUACAUCAUUGGGGUCAGUGAUGUGGUCAACUGCCCUGACGAUGCUACGAAGUGAUAUGUCAUUUGACAGCUUUCAGUUUCUGGACCAUGUGACGGAAUACCUUAUUGUAGCUACGCUUCCUGGAGAGUUCAUCGCGUUGGACUUAACAAGCAAUACGGAAUUUUUGUUGAACUAUGUGGGCACGCCCCUUUGGGCCAAACACUGAAUUGGAUUAGUUGAAAUUAAAAAAAAAUAUGAUAACUAAGAAAUCAAUAGAAAUACUUUGUUUGAAUGAUCUUAGAGUUCCUUCUAAUUCGAACCUGUUUUAUGAUCUUCUCUUUUCACAGAAACAUGUACAUCAUUAGAAAUGUUGAAACUAUUAAUGUGAAGGAAUCCAAAAAUGUGUUAGUAAAAAGAGCAAAAUAUCUGGCCAAUGACCACAGUGAAAUUAAAGUUGAGGGCAGUCCUUUGUUUACCAAGGAUAAAACCACCGAGAAGGAGGAGAAAGAGCAGGCGUCAGCAAGAAGGCUAUAAACUCGCAUUUGAUUUACAAUUUUGUCGUAAGAUACGAAGGCUAUUAACAGGUAUAUGAUUUAGACUUCUCACAAGAUAAGAAGGACUUUAAACUGGCAUGUGAUUUAGAAGUUUCUCAUUAGAUGAGAAGGCUGUGAAGAGGAAAGUGAUUUAGAAGAUUCUCAUAAGAUGAAACUUGAAAGUUAAUGUAAUUGUUUUACAUAUAAA
This is a messenger RNA of Lymnaea stagnalis (great pond snail), 5740 nucleotides long. The record is from the annotation of a GenBank genome assembly. Lineage: Eukaryota; Metazoa; Mollusca; Gastropoda; Lymnaeidae.